CCUAUACAUACAAAAAUUUUUUUAAAAUUUUGGGAUUUUUGUAAUAAUAAACACUAAAGUUUAAUUGACACUUUGGAUGUCGUGUCACGAACAAGAAGGAUUCGUUUCCAGUCUCUAAUUAAUGACUAAAAGUUACUUUUGCCGGUCUAACAAUUUUCGGUAAUUCCGUAAUGGACUCCAACUACCAGCAAACAAGGACCUGGAUGAACAGCCGCGGAGCGAACAAUACCAGUUCCACCUCAUGGGUCGGUUUUCUGUCGGAACGCGAUCCCGAGCCCGAGAGGUCUUCUAUAUCAUUGGCGGGCUGGUCCCAGUAUGAAAACACCUCUCGUCGUCCCCUUAUGUCAAAUGACAUAUUACCAGCUCCACAGCGUUCCGCCGGCAGUCGUUGGAGCCGCGACCAGCCUGAGUGGAACGCGAUUAGAGGUGGUGGGCCACCGGCCGCACUAAAUUCGUGGUCAGGGCCCUCCAAUGGGAACCCAAGAGUGAUGCAAAAUCAGCCACAGCAGCAACAGCCUGUGCCAAAACAGAGCAAUGUUCUGGAGCCACCAAAGCGAAACGCUGAUGGCUUUCUUCAUGGAUUCAACAGUGCUGGGCGCGACUGGUUCUAUCGCUACUUGAAUAUGGGAUGCAGUCCGGAAGAGGCUCGAGAUAGGGUCCUAGAACGCAACCGAAACCAUCCAGAGUCACUGGACUCUACUGCACGUGGGGGACGUUUUCCCGACGCCAAGGCGCAGGUUGACCGCAGGAAUCCUACUAGUGAACGCAGGCGUCCAGUGGAGACUGGCUCAGAAGCGGUGGAUAAUGUUCUCAACACCUUAAAUGGGGCCUGUCUCAAGUGGUACAAUAAGCAUCUGGAAAAUGGGUUUACUCCGGAGGAGGCCAUAGCUAAAGUACUGGAGCACAGGCGGACUUUUUCUGGCAAAAGACCAGUGCAAUCGUCAACAGAUUCAGGCGGACGAAAGCGCUCUGUUGAGAGCAAACCUAAAGAAGAUCCCAAAAAGCCAAAGAGAGGCAAUGAGAGCUUCCAAGCCGAAACAGUGAACUCCGGAAAGGAUCAUUUGGCAGUGGCAGUAGUGGCCGACGACUAUCCAAAUUACUACUUAAUGAAGUCCGAACUCACCAAGAUCGAGAACGCCUUACUGGAGGAAAUGAAAAAUGGCUGGACUCGCAGUCUUAACUUUGGAGGCCUUAAAUAUCGCCCGGGUAUGAUGGUUUUGACCUGUAUGGACGAGGGCUCCAAAGAAUGGCUUGAGCAGGUGGUGCCAAAGAUCACCGCCGUACAAGGUGUACCCCUACGGAUAUAUAAAGAAGACGAAGUACUCAAUUUCAAGGGUAUAACUUUCUAUGUACCGCGCUCAGUUGACGAGCCGGACGACGUCACGUUACGUUUUGUAAAGGAACAGAACACUGAUCUUUUGUCUGGAAACUGGGCCGUCGUGCGCAGCAGCCUAUCAAGGUCAAAGAACGGAAAGGUAAUGACCCUUCGAAUUGGCGAGAAGUCGCUGGAUCUGCUUAACAAGCGUGGCAUGGCUAUUAGCUACCGCUUUGUUCAGCUGCCCUGUCAGAUUUCCAAAGGACCGUUGUUCUUGCCGUCCAAGAAGCAGAAAGAAGUGGACGAAACUCCUGUCAAUCCUCCUGAGAUUGAUCUUACCGCAGAAGAUGAAGAUAUAGAAUUUUCUGAAAUGACCGUUUUGGACGAGGUACAUUGUGAUGACGACGAUGGGAAUGAAGCUGACGAGAUGGCUGAAGAGGACGAGAAUGGUAAUGGAGAGUACGAGCAGCAGGGCGAGGAGGAGAAUGAGCAAUAAAAAUAAUUUAACAGCAGAAAGACUGCAUUACAGACGGAACGCAUCCAAAGAGAACAACAUUUAAUUAAGUCAAUUUGGAUUCAAUGGAAGACAAGAUUUUAAUAGAUAAGCAAUCUCAUCGACAUCCACCUAUUACAAAUGAUUUAACUUAAUGAUAGCAAAUGCGUGUUAAAUGGCCAAUACUCAUAAUUUGAAAUAAAGUAUUGGCCAUAUGAUUUGUGAUUUUCGUUAAAACACCAACUAUUACCGUUGCUUCCAGCGGUACCAAAUACAAUGUGUCCUUCCAUAAAAUUGAAAGACCUAGAAUACACGAAUAUACCAAAUAUAAUAUUUAAUAUCGA
This is a messenger RNA of Drosophila serrata, 2152 nucleotides long. RefSeq lists its product as uncharacterized. The record is from RefSeq and is a predicted model, not a curated record. NCBI's taxonomy places the organism in Eukaryota, Metazoa, Arthropoda, Insecta, Diptera, Drosophilidae.